ACAUGGCCGGCCGCUUGUUUGUGCUUUUAGAGUCAAAAAUGUCUAACAAUGUAUUUUUUAGUGUUUUUAUCUAACCAUUUGUGAUAGUAAUCAUUAAAUUUUCUUGUUUUCUACAUGUUUAAGUGUAACUGUUUAUAGAUCUUAUUUCUUUACUUAUCUUGGUUCUAUAAUUUCAAAAUGUGUGAUAUCAAAGUAGUGAAUCCAGCUGUGCUGAAAUCAAUAGAAAGUUUCAUGAGCGAUUCAGCAUACAGAGAGGCUCUAGAAAAUUCAACAAACUACAAUACCAGAAUAUGUAUUGAGCGAAGACUGCGGAUGCCAUUUUUGGAUUCACAAACAGGUGUUGCGCAGAAUCAUUGCAACCUGUUUAUGUCUCAGAGGCAGCGAAUGCCUGGUCUAAGAGAAGGUCAGAUCUACACCUAUCCAUCAAAACCAUGGCGUAAGAAACGGCGGCAAUAUCUCAUGAAUUUCAUAAGCAGCCGCAGGAAAGACAACGAUUCUGAUAGUAAUGACAUGCACACUAUCAGCACUGUAGAAAACCCUGCCAUAGUCAGCAAUGAGGACAGUAAAGACAGCUCAAGCAAAGAUGAGACCACUGCUAAAGUCGCUGAGUCCUCUUGGUAUUACGAUGAAAUGGAUAUGCAUGACUUGGACGGUUUUGAUGAACCGGAUGCAGAUUCAGAUAUGGACUACGAAGAACCAUCGAAGCGUCGCAAAGGUAAAAGUCGCAGCAAACCAGCUAGCCGCCAAUCACCAGCAGUUGAUUCACCAAGCAGGAGAGGACCUAGCGGAGGAGGAUCAAGGAGUUCUGCAGCGGCAGGGAGAGGGAGGAGAAAAAAUAUGGCGUAUGCUGAUCUAACGGAUACAGACAAACCUUUCUCGUGUGAUCUUUGCGGAGCUCGUUAUAAAACCCGCCCUGGAUUAACAUACCACUACACACAUUCUCAUAAAGAAGGGCGUGUGUGCACCGUUCAAGGAGACGAAGAUGCUAGUCAAGAAGGGCCCCCUUCAUCGCCGGCGAAUAAAGAUAAAUCUCCAGCGGUACCAACCGCCUCAGGUGCUGUUUCACCGGCGAGCAUGACGCCGCCCCAGGCCGGUGCCGGGGCCUCCACCAAUAGCGCCUCGGCUAACUUAGCGCCUCCGGCUCAAGCAGGGAUUUCCGCCGAACAAGGCCCAGGUUGGGGCAAAUUUCAAGACAGUUACCUCACCUUCCUUAAUGCUCCUGGCACGCCGGCAGCCUCGCCGUCGGGGAGUUCGGCAAAAAAAAGACAUCCCUCCUCCACCCCAUCUCCUUCCUCCGGAGGAGUUGACGACAGCAGCCAAAAAGGGUUUCCGGAAGAAGAGACUGAUGGUAAAACCAACUCCGCAAAAGACCCGGAUGCUUUACCUGUAUUGAAGAUGGAUGGUAGGGAAAAAGCUGCCCCGUCUCCAUACUGUGAUUUUUGUCUCGGCGAUGCUGUGGCCAAUAAAAAAUCUGGCCAGCCGGAGGAACUGGUGUCUUGCUCUGACUGCGGCAGAUCGGGACAUCCAACUUGUUUGCAAUUCACGAACAAUAUGAUAGUGUCUGUUCGCAAGUACAGGUGGCAGUGCAUUGAGUGUAAAUGCUGCUCCAUUUGUGGGACUUCAGACAAUGAUGAUCAGUUACUAUUUUGUGAUGACUGCGAUCGUGGCUACCACAUGUAUUGUCUCUCUCCACCUUUAUCAUCUCCGCCGGAAGGAUCCUGGAGCUGUCGAUUAUGUCUGAAAGAAUUCCACUCCAAGUAACCUACAAACCACAGGCUGUAAAUUGAUUCGAUUUAGAAGGACUCUCACUAUGUAUAUAUCUCUUUUUACCAUGCCCCUUGAUUCAAAUAAUAGACGGACCUAUAAUACAAGCUGUACAUUUUGCCGGUGGAAAAAAAUAGUUUCUAAGAGGUCUCCUAAUCCAUGAAAGACGCUUUAACGGAAUAGGUUGAAAAGCUUUAUCUUUUGUACUUUUUACAAUAAUACGAUUUUAUAAAAUGCUGAAAUAGAAUUGUUCAAGAUGGAUACAUGGCUUUAAAACAGAAUUUGAAGGCAAGAAGAAAAAACUUCUCCAAUUUUGCUCUGAAAUUGCACUUUCAUAACUGAAACAGAAGUGCCAAAAAAUGCUUGAUCUCAAUUUUUCCCUACCUGAAAAGUUCUAAUGACUGUUCUACCGUGAUAAGGAGGAACGACGUACAACCGCUUGACAGUUACCAAAUUUUCCUAGUAAAAAAUGUAUUUCUGAGGACUGAUAUCUGUAUUUUUCCUUGAAAUUCUUUGAUAUUUCAGGUUUAAUUGCAAAAAAAAUAGUCUCAAAAAUUUGAAGUAUAAUAUUCAAAAUUUUACCAGAAAAUUUGUCUUUUUUAAAGGAAAUAUGGUGACGUCUGAAGGCACAUACAACGCUCUUUCUUAGUGCGGUAGUGUCGGAGAAAAGAUUUUAAAAAAGCAAUGAUGAAAAAGAUCCAAUUGUUUCACCGUUGCAUUGUUUAUUGCAUACUGGUGGGUUGUAUGUGUUAAUUAUGUCUUUGGGAAUUUUAAAAUUUUCAUCAAUGAAAAUCUGACCAAGUCAGGGCUUCUUUUGCAUGAUGUCUGUAAACGCCGGCAUUGUUAUGUUUUGGUUGUAGUGAUUGAUUUUAUUUUUUUGCUACUAAAAUGAGACUAAUUAAACAGCAGCCAAGUUAAGUUACCGAAAUUAUUAAUUACAGGACGAAAAUGCUUGAGAAAGUCAUCAAUUUUCACAAUCUAUCUUCCCCAGUAUCUAUGUCUGUGACCAACAUCUCUUUUAAAGUGUUUGAUUGCAUGCAUGACUUUUUCUUAAAUAGCUCAUUGUAAUCGCUUGUAAUAGUUCAUUUAACUAAAAUGAUUGGCAAAUAACUCUCCAAUUUUGGCAGUACAUAUAUUGAAAGAACACAGCAUAUUUUUACUGUUUUAAAUGCUCAGUAAGCACCUAUCAUGAUUCAUGUAAUUUGAAGGUUACGAAUUACACAAAGUUCAAUGGUAGUUCAUUAAAUAAUAAUUAAAAUAAUCGAAUUAAAAUUAGAUAGUUCCAAAAAAAUGUAUUAAUCAACUGUUUCAAAAUUUAUCUUUUUCUCGACAAAACUGAAAUUCAGUGCUUAUUUUUUAAACCAAUUUUGACACAUAUUUUUCUAUUCAUGGAAGAAGAGUUGCCAUGUUUAUCCUCUGAAGUUUGAAUUACCAGUUACCGACAUUGAUAUAUUGUGCCACUUUACUUCCAAGGGACUAAUGAACAUAUCGAAGAUGGUAAUGAGAAUGUUUUUCAAACCAAGAAUGAUACAUUAAUGGCUGCAAAAUAUUUUAUAAGUUUUAAGAGAAAAAUAUUUCAGUGAAAUUAAUUGUUAUUGGUUAAAACGAUUUAUUUCUUUCUCAAACUUUGCGGUAUCAACCCAACUUGUCAAAUAUUUCCUAGUAGGAUUGCUUGAGAGAUUCUCUACAGUCUCUAUAAAAGGCUGAAAACUAGCAGAACACCGCGGAGGAGGACUGUCAUGACAAUACUUUUUCCUUCAAAGAAAUGUAAAAUUUUAAACUGAGGCAACCUAGUAGGAUUGCUUGAGAGAUUCUCUACAGUCUCUAUAAAAGGCUGAAAACUAGCAGAACACCGCGGAGGAGGACCGUCAUGACAAUACUUUUUCCUUCAAAGAAAUGUAAAAUUUUAAACUGAACUUUCAUAAAAAAAUAAAUAAGAUACCUUAUCAACUGAAAAUUAAGAUUUUUUUUGUUGAUCAUGCAAAAAAAAAAAAAAAAAAAAAAAUAAAGUAACCACCAGAGACUUACCCAAUGUUUCUGUAAAAAGUAUUUUUACCCCAUCACCUACCUCGUAUUUUUAAAUAUCAUUGUAAGUCUAAAAAUUUGUAAUUUUCCCACCUUCCUGUGAAUUCCUCUCAGGUAAUUCAUUGCUCACCACCAGCUGCUCAAAAUUCUCUUUCUGCUGGUGAAGCCUGUAACUCAGAAACCUGUUUACCUUUCAAGUUCUGUGACUGAAGGAUUAAAGGAUUUUAAUGAAUUAGGUGUUUUAAUCAAAUCAAAAUUUGUUCAAUUUUUAGAUGUAUCUCUGCUUUUAUAUUUUAUUUAUCUUUAAGUAUUUAAGUGUUCAUUGCAAACUUGUAAUUGGGAACCUGUAAAUACCUCUAGCAUGUAUUUGGUAAUUUUCCCCACACUUCUCUGUUGUUUUGUGGCAUCCAUACAAGAGUAAUUGAAUUUUGUGAUGUUACUAAAAUGCAAUUUGCACAUGUUAUUUAUUUUUUUUUACUCCAUCUAAAUUUGAUCUUAAAUUUUCUUCCACAAAAAUGUAUACCUCCAUCAAGGAUGAAGUAAGUCCUCUUUCUCAUUUUUUGAAAAUGUAGUUUUCUUGUCUUUAGUGGAUUUAAUUGAAAUAGCUUCUGAAACAACGUAUAAACCAUCGUUUAGUGGAAACCUCUAUUUUUUCUCAAGUGUCCAAAACAAUGAAAAUGUAAUUCUUCUCACUAAGAAAACUAUAGCCCUAAAAAUAGUGAGUUCCUGAUCAUCUCUACAAAAUGAUUAUUACUCUCACUUUGUAUAUUUUUUUAAGCUAUUUCACUGCAUUUACUUGUGUUAAGCUAGAUAUUCCUUAGCUUUUAACUCUGUGUCAAGGAACAACUGUAAAUCUUCUAUAUUAUUAAAAUUAAAGUACCAUUUUCUACCAUU
This is a messenger RNA of Bemisia tabaci, 4683 nucleotides long. RefSeq names its product double PHD fingers d4 (gene d4). The record is from RefSeq and is a predicted model, not a curated record. Gene Ontology annotation, cellular component: nBAF complex. NCBI's taxonomy places the organism in Eukaryota, Metazoa, Arthropoda, Insecta, Hemiptera, Aleyrodidae. Gene Ontology annotation, biological process: nervous system development.